AUGAUAUCUCUAAUCAAUUUCAAUCCUGCAGAUUAAAGAUGUAGAAUUAACAGUCCUCGUUCAAUAAUAGUCUUAAAGUAAAGAGGAAUGACUUAAGAAGAGUUGAUUUGUAUAAAUAAAGAAAAGUUGAUGAUGAUGUUAAAAUAAGAAAAUUCAUUAUAGGGAGAGAACUUAGAAGAUUUUUAUAAACAUUAUGAAUAUCGAAGAUAAUAAAAAGUUUAUAUGUUAAUAAAGGAUAGAGAAGCUUUGUUAGAAAAAGAAAAAAGAAAAAAAAUAGAAUCGAAUAUGAUUAAAUUUAUAGAAGACAGAUCACUUAUUAGUUCAAAUUCAUCUAAAUUUAUGGAUUAAGUUAAGAAGAAGAAAUAUAUGGAAAUGAUCAAGUAAAGACAUAUACAAGAGUUAAAGUUAAAGCGUGAAAUAUAAAAUCAAUAGUAGUAAGAAAAAAUGUAAUUGUUUGAAGAGUAAAGAAAGAAAAAAUAGGAAUAAAGGUAAUAAGCAUUUUAGACAAAAUAAGAGUUUAUUGCAAGAUAAAAAAAACUGAAGGAAUUAGAGGAAUAAAAGAAAAGUGGAUAAUUAUAAUAAGAAUAUUUUUUUAAAGAAUAAUAAAGACUUGAAUAAUAGUAGAUUGAAGAAUAAUAAAGAAAAGCAGAAGUAGCUAAUAGAGAAUAAUAGUAACAUGAAUUCAAAUAAAAAUUAGAAAAGGAAAGAAAAAUGAAAGAGAAAUAAGCAGAAUUAGAGUAUAAUUAAAGGAAAUCUUAAGAUGAAGAACAAGAACUUAGAAGAUAAGAAUUUUUUUAAUAGCAAUUAUAGCAAAAAAGACUUAACGCAUAAAAAAGGGCAUAGACUGCUAAAUUAAGAUAGAGAGAAGCAUUAAGAAAUUAAAUAGAAUUUUAAAAGAAGUUAAGAGAUGAUUAUUUAAAGAAGGAAGAGAGGAUUGCAGAAAAACAACAUUAAUUUUAAGAACAACUUCAUUAACGAUAAUUAUCUAUAGAAGAAAAGAAUAAGAUGAUAAAUGAAAAGAUUCGAAACACUGCUUAAAUGAAAGAAUUAAUGCAUGAUGAAUUUAAAAGAUAAUAUGCAGAAAGAUAAUAAGAAAUAUAAUAUAGAUUGUAAUAAAGAAGUGAAUCUGGAGCAAAAGAUGAAUUUAUUAAAUAGUAAACUGAAAGAAGAGCAAAACAUAUAGAAAAAUUUUUAAAAAUGAAUGUAUAAUAAUUAGAGGAGAAAAGAUAAGAAUAUCUAUAAAAAUUGAAAGAUUAAGAUGAAAAGGUAAUAGAAUAGCUUUGAUUUUUGAUAGAUAUAAAGAGUUAAGAAGGAGCAAGAAUUAAUGCAUUAAUAAUAGUCAUACUAGAAAUUGAAGAAAAGAUUUGAUUAAUAGGAGUGUAUUAAACAUCAAAGAUAAUUUGAAGAUUUUAAGAGAGAAUAAAUAAAAAGUAAAUUGAGGGAGGUUAAUUUGAGAAUGCAAGAUAAAAUAGAGGAUUAAAGAGAACUAGAUAAAUUAAGAGAAUAAGCAAAUCGAGUUGAAUAGAUGAGUAAGAAGAUAUGA
Messenger RNA from Paramecium sonneborni, 1543 nucleotides. The record is from the annotation of a GenBank genome assembly. Lineage: Eukaryota; Ciliophora; Oligohymenophorea; Peniculida; Parameciidae.